Molecule: messenger RNA, 382 nt
Organism: Staurois parvus
Lineage: Eukaryota; Metazoa; Chordata; Amphibia; Anura; Ranidae
Source: the annotation of a GenBank genome assembly
CAGUAUGACAUGCAGAUGAGUGCCGUCGAUCUUAGAAUCACCGCACACUUCACUCAUUUGGGCAGUCACGGGGCCAAAACCAGAGUGUGGAGCCACAGUGUGGCGGUGGAGGCAGCAGCAAUGGGAGGCCAUACAGCACCCUAUGACAAAAUGGAACCCACCAGCAGUGUGAGGAGACCUGAAAGUGGCACAUGGCAGAGUGUGGCGAUGGAGACAGCAGCAAUGGGAGGCCGUACAGGGACCCAUGACACACUCUGGACCUGGCAGCAGCAUGAGGAGGCGGUACAGGGGCCCAUGGCAGCUGGCGGAGCAGAAGCAGCUUCAAUUGAAGGCCAUACACAGGCCUAGGUUAAAAAGUCCCCCAGCAGCAGUGUGGGGAGAC